AUCAUUAUAAAGCUCUUAAAGGUGUUAGUAAACCUUAUUCAAAACCUCAACAACAAACACAAACUCUUUUAUCAUAUGAUAAAGAAUAUAAAUUAAUCGAUAAAAAUAAUAUUCCUGAUUUUGAUCAUUAUAAAAACAAAACUUUAAUCACAGUAAUUUAUCAUUCUAUUCUUUUAUCUUUUAAUAAUAUUAAUAAUCUUAAUGAUCAAAUUACUACUUAA
This is a messenger RNA of Cetraspora pellucida, 221 nucleotides long. Lineage: Eukaryota; Fungi; Glomeromycota; Glomeromycetes; Diversisporales; Gigasporaceae. The record is from the annotation of a GenBank genome assembly.